Molecule: messenger RNA, 1980 nt
Organism: Racocetra persica
Lineage: Eukaryota; Fungi; Glomeromycota; Glomeromycetes; Diversisporales; Gigasporaceae
Source: the annotation of a GenBank genome assembly
CGACCUGCAACGAUCAUUGCAAAACAAGCUGAAAUUUUGGACCGAGUCUUUCUCCAUCGGCUGAUAUUCGUCAUACUUGGUGUGUCUUUAGUAACUAACCUUAUAAGAUACAUAUUCAAUGAUGGGAUAAGAUAUUAUCAUUAUGAUCAAGCAUUUGAAAUAUUUUUUGCAAAUGCAACUCUAUUGGUUUUAUUUGAAGCCUUACAAAUAUCCGAAACUGAAUAUGAAGAAUAUGAUGAGAUGGAUGAGUUUGAUGCUGACGCACCUCCGCCUACGAAAAAUGUUCAGAUUGAUAGAGCCGCUGUAUGGAAUAAAUUUCAACAUUUAUUCACUGCACGAGAUGGUGAAUCACUUUAUCGAUCAACAAACUUGUUUGAGUCGCUUGGAAGCGCUACGGUUAUUUGUUCACUUGACCGUGAAGGUACUAUUUCAUCGCCAUUUGCAUCGGUUGAUCAAAUUUUGUUUCCAAACGAAGAAGAAGAUAUAACAGUUCUUGACAUAGCGGAGGAUCCAAGUACCUCUUUUCGUGUUAAAUUUGAGGACCAGGACUGGGACCAACAUUUAUCUCGUCUUAAACCUCUUGGUCUUAAUCUUUUGUUAAACACAAAUUGUGGUGUGUUACAAGGACGAAAACGCGCAGAACAACAUAGGAAAAAUUCUAGCUUUCACAUUCAUGCUAAGAUAAAACCUGCAAGACAAUCAUGUUUAUGCCGUCUUGGUAAAGAAAUUGGAUUCACCGAUGAUGCUUUACAAUCUUUUAUAAAAAGAAAAGAAAUAUUUGUAAAUGCGCCAUGUCAUCCGUCAUUAAAAGAUCGCAUGACAAAGGAUCAAUGGGAAGUUCCUAGCAUGAAUUCCUCUAUUUACGAAGAACUUAAUUCAGGAAGUUGCCAAUUACUGUCUGAUGGAAAUUUGGAGAUUAUACUUGAUAAUUGUUCCGAUUAUUGGAAUGGUCAAGGACUGCAACCCAUGAGCGAAGUGAUUGAAAACAAGAUUUAUGAUUUUUAUCAAAAUGCUAUUAUUAAUGACAUGCAAUGUGUUGCAUAUGCAUAUCGUCCAAUAAAUGUUGUAAAUGGAAAUAAAAUCCCAUUUUUAAACUCGACUUCAUCUGGUUCAGGUGAUACUUAUAUUGUAUUGCCAAGUCCACCAGAGGCUGAACUUAUGUCUGAUUCCGAAGAUUCAGUAGAUCAGGAUCUUUCCUUGUCUCAAUUAGUUAGAUUACAUCGCCUGAAAAAUGGCCUAUUGGAAGCAAAUCUCCAUGAUUUUUCAUUUGACCAAGAGAACACAACUUCUCAAGAUGAAGAGUUGUUUUAUCAGGAUGUUAUUCAGGGUCAGAUUUUCCUGGCAAUGGCAACACUUUGUCAUCAGCCUAAACCAGAUGUAUGCAAUUUCAUUGAAGAUCUUAAAUUAGCUGGUAUUCGAUUUGUUUAUUUCUCAUCUACUGCCGAAAGAGAAAGCAAAGCAUACGCAGAAAGGCUUGGCCUUGAGACUGAUUGGAAUACCUGUAUUUUGCUUUCUUCACCCGGUGAUGAAAAUUCUUUUGGAGAUGGUUAUUUGGAAUCUCAUGACAUAAAAGCUCGUCUUCCGCGUGGGAUAGUUAAUAUAAGGGAUCAUUUAAUGGAGACAGACGAUAUUCCUCUGCAAGUAUCCUUGUUUUCAGAAUGUACACCUGAAACAACGCAAGAAAUGAUUAAAAUAUUUCAAGAAUACGGAGAGGUUGUGUGUUGCGUUGGAAGUGCAUUGAACGCUUUUAAUACACAUAGCUUUGCUGUGGCAGAUGUAAGUGUUGCUAUUGAACCUAUGCACACACGUGCACAAACAAAGAAUGGGCUAUGUCACUUAGGUAAAGGGCGGUCUCCUAUGGCUCUUGGUGCGGCGUUCACAACUUUGCCAUGUGGGCUAUUUAUGCAUGAUGAUACGAGUCUGUAUGCUCUAACCGAUAUAAUACGUGAAUCUAGGCGAUUAAUUAAUGGUCUGAGAAUG